Neodiprion fabricii is the source of this 739-nucleotide messenger RNA. RefSeq lists its product as uncharacterized. Bases 122 to 739 code for a protein of 205 amino acids. The transcript has 4 exons. Lineage: Eukaryota; Metazoa; Arthropoda; Insecta; Hymenoptera; Diprionidae. The record is from RefSeq and is a predicted model, not a curated record.
CCCUAUUCAAUCUACCGAAGAGGAACGAAUCGUGUGAUUGUGUUGAAACACUUAUUUUUUCUCGGCAAAUCUGAGACUGCAUCAUCUGGAAGGGCUACCUAAACAACGAUAUACCUAUAAUAUGAGUGCCGUCGAUAACAUUGACAAUACCACCAGUGAUCUGGAUAGCGAUGUCGAUGAGUACAGCACAAAUGAUGAUCGACCAAUAAAUGAGCAAAAUGGAGUUGAGAAAUUUAGUAAUGACCUAGGCCACGCAACGACUGAGAAGUCAAAUAGUGCAUCAACCAGUAGGACCGAGAUUAAUGAUCGUAACCACAGUGGAAAUAAUGAUAAUACCAUGCAAGUAGAUGCAAGCAUGAAGAUGAUACUUGAGAAGCUCACUCCAUACCUGCAAACUGCAGAAGACAAAACAGUGCUUUUAGAAAGACUCUUCACCUUAGGUAUUAAAACUCUGUCAGACCUAAAAUUCGUCACAAAUAUGGAGAAAGAUUUUUCUGGGGUAAUAAAACCCAUUCAAUGUCGCCGUCUGGAAGCUGAACUGUUAAAAGAGGAUGCAGAUUCGAGUGAAUCUGGCACUCAGAAUGUAUCUAUGUGCCGAGUUAUUGAUGCAAACAAGCUUUUCUCAAAACAGUUUAUGGAAAAAUUAACAGGAUCACAGAGAUUAAGCAAUUCUGAUCGACUAAAAUUUGUUAGGAGAGUUGGGGACGAAGUAUAUGAUAAUAUGCGGUAUCUCCUAUGA